Messenger RNA from Eremomyces bilateralis CBS 781.70, 1011 nucleotides. RefSeq lists its product as uncharacterized. The record is from RefSeq and is a predicted model, not a curated record. The transcript is spliced from 3 exons. The coding region runs from base 1 to 1011 and encodes 336 amino acids. Lineage: Eukaryota; Fungi; Ascomycota; Dothideomycetes; Eremomycetales; Eremomycetaceae.
AUGGAGUAUCUCUCCUUAGUUUCUAUCCUCCCAGCGCUGGUCGCUGCUCAACAACAGGGGCCUGCCAACAAUGGUAAUAAGGGUAUAAAUCCUAAUCCCGACCCCAACUUCGACCCAGCAACCAACCCAGGAACUUUGGGUCCCUUCACUCCCGCCCGCGAUCCGUCCCCUCAAGCAACCGGUGACCCCCAUCAAGUUGAUGAGCGUUCCAAGCAAGCCAUGCAACUUGCCAUAAGCAACUGGAUGACCGACACAGGCAUUGUGACCGCAUUUCUGAACGCCGGUACUGGCGCAGCGGAAGGCGACGAGUUCAACGUGAUCGCCGACGGCGCCUUCAAGGCCGAAGUGGAUGAACUUUCGCAGAAGGCCGUCCUCGACAGCGUGAUUGGCAACGACCCGCUCCGUGGUCGACAAUCUACAGAUCAUGUCGGUUCAGGGGAAGAGCAAGGCAAACUUGAUGAUGAGAUCAACCAGAACCGCUGCGUGCAAAUAUUGCCGUCGAUCGAUACGUACAUGGUCGUCGCGGCGGAGGCGAUUGGUAUGAAUGCACAACAGAGGCGUGCGGUGAGACCGGAUGCUUGUGGGAAUAUAUUAGCGAGUCAGCAGGAAAAUGUCGAGGCCUUCCCUAACGUUCCGGGCGCCCCGGGUGGCGCACCUCCAGGAAAAGGUGACGGCAUCAUUGACGGCGUUCCUGGGGUUGGUCAACAAGGCGCCGGCAAUCUUCCUCCCGCCGACACUGCCUUUCAGAACCAGAGGCAGGCUCAAGGUUCCCCAGUCCAAAUAGACGGAGAUUCGCAAGGUGGUGGAAACAGUACCUCGCACGCGGCCAACACACGCUCUAGUAGCAUCUCUACUAGGACCAGGACCGGGAGGAAUAGCACUGCUAAGGGAGCUCAGACAGCGGUCUCGAGCAACCGAGAGAAUAACGGAUCCACGGCUAACAAGCCUCUUGAUAAAAUUACGACGCCGCAGUUGGGCUUACCGGAAUUUUCGUAUAACAAGCCGAUUUAG